GCGGGAAGCCUGUGGUCUAAGCUUCUCAAAGCAUAAAGCACACAUACAAAUAAAGAGGUGCUUCGUGAAUGGAAUUCCCACUUAACCUUCGUAUUUAAUUCUCUGACAGAUUGAAGAUGAUCUUACGACCUUAUUGAUCCCUUUGUUAUUUUGGGGAUCGAUGCGAACAUGCAUCGUUUUUCUGACAGCAGGAGCUUAUACCUCUCCAAAUAUUUGAUCUGUAGUUGAGCGAUUCUCCUUGAGGACUUUCUGAUUCAGAAUGAAGACACUGCUAAAGGCUGUGUUUGGAAUAGCGGGAAAGCCGUUUGAUGUAAGUUUGAACGAUGAAGAGAUUGUGUGGUCGCCAAAAUUCAGCGAGAAAAAAGGCUCCAAGAAGAAACAGUAUGCUGUGAGUACAAGAUCUCUUAAGCUCCUGGAUUUGAUAGGAGCCAUGAUCAAGAAAAGAAAAUCUCUGAAGAGUCCUAUGACCCGGGGUGAGCUUGUGGGCGUGGCAGUGUUCACGUACUCCAAAAACAAGGACCGAACACUUAGUGAGACCAAUAUGGUGCUAGAGUGCACAGAUGAAGAUUCAUGCCAGCACUGGGUGACUGCUAUCAAUGACAAGUUGAAGAGCUUCCCUCACAGACCAAAAAUGCUGAAAGUUAUCAUCAAUCCAUACAGUAAGAAGGGCAAGGCCCCUCAUGUCUACUACAAUUCCGUAUCAAAACUCUUCCACAGGGCGGGCAUACGGACCGAUAUUAUGUUGACGGAAAGGGCCGGCCAUGCCUGGGACUACCUCAGGUCUGCAACAGAUCUUUCAAGCUAUGAUGGAGUGGUAUGUGUGGGUGGUGAUGGGAUCGUUCACGAGGUGGUGAAUGGUAUUCUGGAGAAUACGCAUGCCAUGGAGGGCCUGGACGUCACAUGUGAAGCCCUCCCUGAGGACUUCAAGGCCAUCACGCCAGACAUGCGCAUUGGGAUCAUCCCUGCAGGCUCAACUGAUGUCAUUGCAUUCUCUGGUCUUGGAACCAAUGAUCCGACAACAGCUGCAAUCAACAUUGCAUUGGGUCCUUCCCAGUCCCUGGAUAUCUGCUCGCUGGAAAGCGCCAACAGGCUUGUCAGGUUCGCCUUCUCAUUGGCUUACGGUUUCCUUGGCGACGUACUCAAGUCGAGCGAGCAGUCUCGGUGGUUGGGUCCUAAGAGAUACAAGUGGGCCGCUGUAAAGAGGAUGUGCAGGCUCAAGUCUUAUGAAGUGGAGAUUAACUACCUCGUAAGCACCGACACGGAGAGCCAUCCCCGAGAUGAGCAACGAUGUCGAAGAGGAUGCAAAACUUGCGAAAAACCAGAUGCAACCGACGAAAAGAUCGAAAGUGGUGAAUGGCAGACGUUCCGAGGUCCUGUGGUUGGCGUGAGCCUCAUUACUCUCCCCAGUCCCUGUGACAUCUCCCCGGAUGGCGCGUCCCCGUGCUGUCACCUUGGUGAUGGCUACACGGACAUGAUUAUAGUACGAGCCUGCACUACCGCUGAGAUGUACGCGCAUGUGCAGAGAAAUUUCAACAGAAAGGACCAGUUCGAUUUUGACUUUGUGAACGUCCAUCGUAUCAAGCAGUGUUACAUACGAGCUAUUAGCGAUCCAGAGCAGGCGACCCAGAACGAAAGCAAUAAUCAAAGUGACUCUGCACGGAGUAGGCUCGUGGAUGGAAGGGCCAUUCCAUUACCUCGCAAGAUCAGUAGACAUCCCUCCGGGGUGUGGAAUGUUGAUGGGGAACUUCUUGAAGAGCCCUCUCUGCUUGUCAGGGUUCAUAGGAAGUUAAUCACCGUAUUUGGCCAGGGAAUAGAGGACAUCCCGGAAACGAAGGGCUGCUUCUAGCCUACCAAGCGAUGAAGAGCACUUUUAUUUUCAAACUAAUCGUAUUUGGCGGCCAUUUCCAUCGGCUGAUUUGGGGGAGCCAAUGCGAUAUUUUCGAUUGAAUUUGGGAGAUAAAGUAUAAAACGUUGUUUCUUGAGAGGUAAAUUAUGUGCCUUUUAAUAUUAAAUGAAAGUAAUAACAAAGGUGUGUCUGACAAGAGCUCUUUAAGUUGAAUUAUUCAUUGUAUAGAUUCCAUAUAAUUCUUUCAAAGAUUGUUAUAUGAUGUUGCGUACAAGUGUCCUCUACUUUAUAAUAUUAUGUUCAAAUUGUAAUUACAAACAUACGUUAUUUAUUGGGACUUAUAUACCAUAAAGUUUCACCAGCAUAAUAAAUAUUUAUGAAGUUCGCGUCUAAAUUAUCGUACACAGAAUGAGUAACUUACAGCCAAAUUCUUUGUUGCGCGACCUCGACAAAUCUAAAAUCCUUGUCUCGUCUGGGAAUAGCGCGUAGUCAGACACAAGCUUUUGGGGCGGUCUGUCUGGUUUUGAUUGUUUGGUUUGAUUGACUACGCACUAUUCCCAAACAAAGAAAGGAAUUUAACAUUCUGGGAGGUCGCGCAACAACGAAUUUGGCUAUAAUCCACAACUUUCCUGAAACAUCUCUAGGGUCUGGAUGGGGUGAACCGACUAGCGAGAAACAGCUUAAUAGAGGCUUGUAAAAAUAACCAACUACUGACGAAAUGGGAAACAAUUAUUGACUACCUACAUUUUAUGGGUGUCCGUAUUAUGAACGUUUACGUCUAAGGUUGGACUCGAGAACAAAUGAUUGAAUAUAUCCUGGUCUCUAAAAGCCAUGUAAAAGUUUUAAGUUUGAAAAUAAACAAAAAAUCUAAAACA
Molecule: messenger RNA, 2721 nt
Organism: Nematostella vectensis (starlet sea anemone)
Lineage: Eukaryota; Metazoa; Cnidaria; Anthozoa; Actiniaria; Edwardsiidae
Product: ceramide kinase
Exons: 12
Coding region: 260-1846 (528 amino acids)
Molecular function (GO): kinase activity
Source: RefSeq, a predicted model, not a curated record